Molecule: messenger RNA, 2649 nt
Organism: Anneissia japonica
Lineage: Eukaryota; Metazoa; Echinodermata; Crinoidea; Comatulida; Comatulidae
Product: solute carrier organic anion transporter family member 5A1-like
Exons: 6
Coding region: 128-946 (272 amino acids)
Biological process (GO): transmembrane transport; sodium-independent organic anion transport
Cellular component (GO): membrane
Molecular function (GO): protein binding
Source: RefSeq, a predicted model, not a curated record
AGGCCUACGUAUAUCUGUGUUUUCUUCUCUUAUAGGUUUAAUAAACUUACCAGGAACUGUGUUUAGUAAUAUACUGAGUAGCUUCUGUAUUAAGAAAUUCAACUUAACUCAAUUUGGGCUUGGCAGAAUGUUGGUAGCCAUUGCUACAAGUACUUUUCUUUUCGCCAUUUCUCUUUUAUUCAUCGGAUGCUCUAAUCCAGCGCUUGCUGGUGUUACAACACAUUACAAUUCUUCAUCUAGCCAAGGGUUGUUACCAAACUUAAACAACUCCUGCAAUUCCAACUGCGCAUGCCCGGAGAACUAUUAUAGACCUGUGUGUGGUUCUGACGGAAUCACGUAUAGUAGUGCUUGUCAUGCUGGAUGUACUGAUGUAUGGAGAGACGGUAUGACAGAUCUAAAUGAAUUACGGCUAUCCACCAACGAUACGAUUUAUAUCGGGUGCAGCUGUAUAGCCACUACUGAUGAAUGGAACACUACAAACUGGUUGAUUGAAGGCGGAAUUGCCACCCUAGGAUCAUGCGACUGGACCUGUGAUAAACUUAUUCCGCUUGUCUUGAUUGUGCUGGUAAUAUCAGUGUUUGUUUCUAUGAGACCUAAUCCGGCUAUAAUGCUAAUGUUGAGAUGUGUUGAAUCAAGUGACCGUGCCCUGGCAGUUGCUUUUGGCGGUGUUGUAGGUAGAGUGCUAGGCUUCUUUCCUGCCCCGAUUUAUUUCGGCGCCACUAUUUCCAGCACUUGUUUGAUCCACCAAGAAUCGUGUAGUCGUGGAGGAGCGUGUCUCGUCUACGAUCUUGAGCGAUAUCGCUACUCAUUCAUCGGUCUGUUCGUUGGGUUGAAACUUUUAGCAGUUGUCCUCUCAAUGUGCACCUAUUGUAGCAUAAACCCCGAUCGUUUUGAGAAAAACAAGGAAAAGGCGGUGUCUAUGAAAGCUCUUGCAGAAGGACAGUAACAUAUCGUAUAUAGAGAAUAAUAGUUAAGAUAUAAUCUUACGCGAAAUACUAUAUAAUAAAUAUAUAUAGGCCUAUCAUAUUAUUGCGUGCGUAGGCCUACAUUUUACUAAUCGAUUUUAAUAUCAUUAAUAAACGCAUGGUUGACAACGUAUAGGCCUAUCCAGAAUAUGAUGUCUGUAUUUAGAUUUUAAAGCUUUUGAUAACGCAAACUGACACUGAAAUACUACAUUAUCAUUCAUUGAUUCAUAUGUACAUUUAUUUAUCUUUUCAAUCAAUCGCUGAAAAAGGAAAUAUGUUUUACCACGAAACUAAACAGGAUUGCUUCUUUCCAUUUGUUGUAACUAUAGGCCUAACUAAACUUCAUUGUAUUAGGCCUGUUUAUAUUGUUUGAUACAAACUUGCUUUAUUUUCAUAAAAUACAAGUGCCAUAUAAAAAGAAUGAGGAUGAUAAUCAUGACGGUUAUGAUAAUGAAGAUGAUGUGAAAUUGUUAUAUCGAUAAUAAACCAAGUACAAUGAAUGUAAACUUGCGAGCUUUCGUCGAUGUUAACAUGAUAAAAGAGUUCUAGAGCUAUAGGCAAACCAGAUGAAAAUAUUCGAAUAUUGAUGAAGAUAACGGCGAUGAUGAUAAUGAUACUAUGAGAGCAAGAGUUUAGCAAAGAGUCCAGUCCACACGAUAUAAUAGUGGCUAGCCCAUUCUUUUUAUCUGCCCGUAAAUACGAUUGAAUAUCGGUUCGUCCUUUACUGUAAUGUUCAGUGGUAUUAAGGUUAUCCACACUAAUGGUCUUGGUAUUCUCAUGGUAGCACUUUCUAUCUGUUAAGUACCUCAACAAAAGCAGCAUCGCGGUCGGAGUCACAGCCGCAGUGGCAACGGCGCUUGGUAGCGGCAGCGAAAACGGAAGCGUCAGAGCAACAACUGGCAGAGAAAUUAAAUCUAGUUUGGUUACAUUGCCUGCAUAUGAAAUAAGACCUGACUGGGCACUGUUAACUACGUACUCUCUGUUCCAUGGGAGUGCAUUCAAAUUGAACAGGAAAGUAAAGAAAUAAUAAGUGCUAAAUCGAGUUUGAAUAUCAUAAGUAAUAUUAUUAUAAUACAAACAUUACAGAACAUUCAUAGGCAGAGACCAAUAUAUGAUUUCAGAUAUCAAUCACGUGGUUAACAGAGAUGAAUGGAUGACAAUACAAUGGACCUUUCUGGUGUGUCAAUCAUACAACUGACCAAUGAGAACAAAGCUAGAAAUAUGCACUUGUUCCAGUAAAAUCAGUGGCGUAACGCUUAUGCGCUCUCAUGCGGCAGUCCGCAGGGCCCCCGACCCAUAGAGGCCCUGAAAAGGUGACCCCUAACCACAUAUGGUCCUCGAUCUAGCACCCAGACCCAAAAGGGCUUUGUUGAUACAUAAGAGCAUAAUGUGUCUCUGAAAUCGACUGUAUAUCAUAUUAUAUCCAGUGGCCGCGAAUUUUAGAGGCCACUACAUUUUAUAAUUUAUAGUCUGUGAGUGCCAUUUCCGGCCAUUUAGAGGCGCCGUAUUCAUAAAUUAUAUAACUUCAGCCCCAACCAUGGUGGGUCUGAGGUGGAACUGACCCUUUGUCAGUGAAAACCUCUCCCUGGGCCCUAUUAAACAUCCCUGGAUUCGCCACUCACAUCAACAUAUUAUUUUGUCAAUAAAAACAUUUAGAAUGCAAUGAAAAACAUAAUUAAAAAUG